Molecule: messenger RNA, 1489 nt
Organism: Piliocolobus tephrosceles (Ugandan red Colobus)
Lineage: Eukaryota; Metazoa; Chordata; Mammalia; Primates; Cercopithecidae
Product: zinc finger and SCAN domain-containing protein 2
Exons: 2
Coding region: 618-1229 (203 amino acids)
Biological process (GO): regulation of transcription by RNA polymerase II
Cellular component (GO): nucleus
Molecular function (GO): DNA-binding transcription factor activity, RNA polymerase II-specific
Source: RefSeq, a predicted model, not a curated record
AUGUGAGUCAGCGCGGGGCCGCGCUGGGGCCGAGGCGAGAGGUUACCGUAUUUACCGAGGCCAGAGCCGGACCCCUCGAGGGCGGGUCACUGCGGGCGCGCUACCGUAUUUGCUGGGUCCCGCGCAGGUCCUUUCCGAGAGUGGGAGCGCCGCGACUUAAUUACGUAUUUAUCCAGGGUUGCGUGGUUCCGCGGGGGGCGCUGCGGGCACUGGGGGUGGGCUGCAUUCAUUCCCUCCGGGAGCUGGGGCUUGCAGUCGGGCGGGGUGGGUUGCGGCAGCAGGGUGGAGGCCUACGUAUUUUCGUGGGGGUGGGGUUGCGACGCAGAGUUUACCAUAUUUCUCCAGGGUUGCUCAGGCCGCAGAAGUUGGCAAGGUUGUGUGUGAGGUCGGGUGGGGUGGGGUCAGCUCUCCCGAUUAAUGCAGCUAUUUGAUAACAGCAACGUCGCGGGAGGCUUGCUGUCUUUAUGGGGGCGGGGAGAAGGGGCACGGGAGUCGCUGCGGGAGAGUUACCGUAUUUGCGUUGAGCAGCACAGACUGUAGAGAAAAGAGCUGCGGCCGGAGACCGGAGGAGCAGGGGCUCAGCUGGGCUGGACUGGUGAUUGCAGCUGGAAGUGCCCAUGACCGAGCUGGCGUCCUCCGGGGGCGGGUCCCCUGCGGGGGACGGGGAGGAGGGUCUGGGGGACGAUCGAGGCCUGGUCAUCCACCACCCUGCGGAGGAGCAGCCGUACCGCUGCCCGCUGUGCGGCCAGACCUUCUCGCAGCAGCCCAGCCUGGUGCGGCACCAGAAGGCACACGCCGGGUCGGGCCGCGCGGCUGCCUUCGUGUGCCCCGAGUGCGGCAAGGCCUUCAGCGUCAAGCACAACCUCGAGGUGCACCAGCGCACGCACACCGGGGAGCGGCCCUUCCCCUGCCCCGAGUGCGGCCGCUGCUUCAGCCUCAAGCAGAACCUGCUCACGCACCAGCGUAUCCACAGCGGCGAGAAGCCGCACCAGUGCGCGCAGUGUGGCCGCUGCUUCCGCGAGUCGCGCUUCCUGCUCAACCACCAGCGCACCCACGCGCGCAUGCCCGCGCCCCACCCGCGCCGCCCCGGCGUUUUCGGGGAGCGGCGGCCCUACUUCUGCCCCCGCUGCGGCAAGAGCUUCGCACGCGAGGGCUCGCUCAAGACCCAUCAGCGCAGCCACGGCCACGGGCCCGAGGGCCAGGCGGCCCACUUAGGACGCGUGCUAUGAUGCGCCCGGGGCCUGCUGCAGACUGCUGCUUCCUGCCCCGCACGUGCGUCCCCGACCCCUGGAGAUGGCCCUGGGCCGCAGCUCCCUUUCUGGAUGGGAUCCCGGGAGAGGGGCAGCGCUGGCUUGGGCUCCUGAAGGUGUGGGCCGCCGCCAGGCUCCGGCUGCCCCCUUGCGUUCCUCCCUCGGGACCGUCUGGCUGGCUGCGCACAGCUGCUUCGGGCUCCUGCCAUGGUUCUCCUUCUCUGGCCCAUCCGGCCUAG